Rotaria sp. Silwood2 is the source of this 5130-nucleotide messenger RNA. The record is from the annotation of a GenBank genome assembly. Lineage: Eukaryota; Metazoa; Rotifera; Eurotatoria; Philodinida; Philodinidae.
AUGAAUUUCGAAUCUAAUUACUACAAGCUACUUGGGGUUGAUGAAAACGCUUCGAAUGCUGAUAUACGCAAAGGCUUCCACCGCGAAGCACUCAGAAUACAUCCCGAUAAAAAUCGUAAUGAUAUCCAUGCCGAUGAAAGAUUUAGAGAGCUUGUCAAAGCUUAUCAAAUAUUAUCAAAUGAUUCAACUAGACAAGCUUACAAUGUAAAAGGUGAUGAAGUUCGUGAUGAUACAGUUAAUCAGAGUAUUCCACGGUUACCGGCUAGUAAGAGGCUUUCUCAAUCCUAUGAAAGAAAAAUCAAAGAAUGGAUCAAUGAAUUUCCCGAAUGUGAAUUUUCUGAUAAUUUUGACAAUGAAAUAGAUACAAUAAGAAAAAACAUUUUAGAUCAAUAUCAAGAAGAAUUAAAUGUAAAAAAUACUAGAGCAAUAUGUUUUGUAUGUGAUCAAUAUUGCAAUAAUAUUUCUGAACAUAUGCAAACUGUACAACUUGAUUGUUCGACACAUCUUAAAAGUAUCACUCAGUCAAAAUCUUUGAACAAUAUUUUGUCAUUAAUGGCACCUGAUGAUUGGUCAUGGGCACCUAUCAAGUCGAUGCCGUCAAAACUUGAAGAGAUUUGGAUAAAUUCAAGUUGGUCUUCAUUCGAAAAAUUUGUUCAAAAACUUUUACCUGUUGCUGAUUUUUUGAAGAAUAUUCUAAUACUUUCAUCAGCGCAUAUUUCAAAUCAAGCACAGUACGCUGAAAUCGAAAUCAUUUUCAAAUUGACUCAUCAUUUCCAUUCAGUCAUUAAGAUUCCAGAUCUUAGUUCAUAUACAUCACUAAUUGAUGCUGAACUUCGAACAUAUAAAAGUGGUAGUGACUCAAAUAAAACAAACUAUUCAGUAGGACAAAAAAUUUCUAUAGUAAAUAAUUCGAAAAAACACAAUGUACUUAGUCAAUUAACAUAUUUCGUAGAAGAACCGAGAUUUGAUAAUCAUAAGUCAUCGAAAUGUUUGUCGUGCUGGAAAGACUUCAAUUUGUUUCGAUGGCGAUAUUCAUGUCGUAUGUGUGGCAAAAUUUAUUGUGAUGAUUGCUUAAUUUGGCAAACAUGUCGCCAUCUAGGACAUACAACUCCAGUACGUAUCUGUCAUUCAUGUUCUACAAAAAUUAAAUCAAUUUUGAUCAAUACUAUUUUCGAACAUAUACAACAGCUAUUAAAAGAGAAUAUUGAUACUGAACACCUUAUUACGUAUAUUCAUUUACUUCACUGGUAUCGUUCGUCGAAUAUUGAUGAUGAUUAUUUAUAUGAGCAAGCGACUUUUUAUUAUCUGAAGAAGAAACAAUAUAUCAAUGCUAUUCAAUGUACUCAAUAUAUUUCAAAGCAAAAUUUUCAAUUGUGGUUUAAUCUUGCUGAAAAGUUUUAUUCCUCUUUAGCCUAUGAAUACAUACGAAUUUGCUAUGACACUAUUAGCAAAUCUUUUAAGUAUGUUUCUAAUAAAUGGGAAAAAAUCGGUGAUGAUUAUUAUGCAACAGGUAAAGGUAUUUUAGCUCUUCUUGCAUAUGAACAAGCGAAACUAAGUCUGGAAGACAUUUGGAAAAAAUCAAUUAGUAAGAAAAAAAUCAAUGAAAAUGAUCGUAGAUUAUUCAUUUUCUAUGUUAAACUUCAAAAAGAAACCUUACAACUGUUUAAUCAAUGGAUUAAAUGGUUGAUUGAUCUUAUACAUGAUGAACAUUAUCAAUCUUUAGUUAUUGAUACUCUUCGAUUAAUUGAUUUAUCUAUUCAAGAUUGGUAUAUUAUUUUAAAUGAUAUUUUUAAUCGUCAACAGUACAUGACUUUGGUAUCAAUUUUAUGUCAACUAGAUUUAAAAUUCUUCAAACAAAUCGUAUUACAUGAUCAAUGUCAGAAUUAUUUCAUAAAAUAUGUCUAUGAUUUAUUUGUUACAGGCAAAUUCGAAUGUGUUGAACAAUCGAUCGAACGUUUUACGCAACAUUUAAAUUCCCCAGAGAUUCUAUUUGGUUUAACAUUUGUACAUGCAUUACAUGAACCUAAUUGGGAGAACUUGCGAGAAAUUUAUUUUUCUAAAGCACAAUUCCAGGAAGUAUUUUUCUGCACUAAAAUUCUUACUUUACUUCAAUCAAAAUCAGAUAUAAACUUCGAUUGGAUUCAUAAUAGUCUAGAAACAAAUCAAUCGAUUUUCUAUUUACUUAAGCAUCUAAUAAGCAUUCAUAGUUAUAAAGAACUGGCUGAAAGUUAUGCAAAAUCACAACAUUUUAAAAUAUCUAUGAAUUAUUAUUACCUAGCCUUUUCUUAUUCGUCGAAUUUAGAAACUGUUGAAACGAUUUUGACAUCUGUUACAUCUCAUCUGUCGUCGUCUCAAGCUCUGAGAUGUUAUAUCAGUGCUUACAAACUUUUACAAUCGAAUGAAAAAUAUGCCGUGAAAAUUCUCACAUUCAUUGUUGAUUCAUUUCGAAAACAUGGAAAAUCCCUAAUUAAUUUAUCUGCUUCGAUUAUCUUAAAUUUUCAAAAUACUGUCGAAAGUCUUGUUGAUAUUUAUAUUAAUUUAUUGGAAGAAUUGUAUGAAAAUUGUGAUCAUAAUUUUAUUUUAAUUAAUGAUAUUCAUCAUACAAUCAACAAUAUAACUCCAACAACACAAUUAAUGUCAGAGAAAAUGAAAAGUUUAAUGUUUUCCUAUCGAAAACAAUUAUCUAUUCAAAAUCAACAAGAAAUUAAAAAAGCUAUUUGUAAUGAUAUUAUAACAUUAACAAAAUGUUUACUUGAUGUAAGAAAUGCUGAUAUUCUUAAAAAAAUUCAUCUCGAAUACUUUGCUAAUCGAGAUAUAUCAUGUACACUAAAUGAAUAUCGAGCUAAAAUGUAUAUCUUCGAAUGCAUGAUAUCCAAACUUGAAAAUCAUUAUUUGGAAGCUACUAGUAAAUUAAAUGAAGCAAUUGUUGUAUUUCCAUCAAAUGAAAUAAUAAAAGCAGUGACCAUGAUUAUGAACGAUUUAAGUUUUCGUCAAGCGAUCUUGAAAGAUUUAUUAAGUGAUGUCGAACUAUUAUCAUUAAAUGAUGUGACAACUGUUUCUCAACCAUCUAUGUCAUUUGUAAAUGAGAAUUUUCUUUCAAUAAAUACAAAUCUGUUACUCAUAAGAAAAUAUGAACGAGGAAUUUUAAAAUAUUUAAAAAAUGAUCCAUUGCAAUCGGCUUUUUCUUAUAUUGACAUGUGUCAAGCUGUGCAUGAUGCUACAUGUAUUGUAUCCAAUUGGACUUUGGCUUGCUUAUAUUUUUUUAAAUUAUUAAUGAAAUCUCAUUUUAUUAUGGAUAAUAAAGCAGAAGUCUAUGCAUAUCGAAAUCUAAUUAAUGAACUUGCCUGUCAAAUAUACUUAUUUUCAUCGACAUACUUAUCACCACAUAUGCAAAUCUAUGUCUUCCGAUUAAUCCUUCCUGUUCUUAUACAAACAGCUCAAAUUUUUCGAUUAUCAAUCAAUUCUCUCUGUAAAGCAAAUCAAAUAUUUCGAAAAAACUUACAAUUGAUUCUAUCAGAAGAACAAACUGAAAUAAUCAACAGAUUAUUAAUCUCGACAAUCAAUCUAAGUAAAGUAUCACCGUUAAUCCAAAUACCUGUAUCAAUGAGUUAUGAUAUUUUAUAUCGUGAAUUAGUUGGUGGAGAUUUUCUUGUAUGUUUUCUUGAAAAUAUGAUCGAAUCGAAUACAACACAACGAUAUUUAUACGAAUAUUAUUUAUUUGAAGGUAUUUGGAAAGGUUGGGCACGUAAUAAAGACUUUAGUGUAAUUCGUCGUGCAUGUAUGAAAUCACUUUUGUCAACUAAAACUUGGGAUAUGUUCGAUGUUCAAUUACUACUCGAUAUUCCAAUGAUCGCACGUACAAAAGAUGGAUGGCUCUGUAAUGAUUUUCGACCAUUAGCAUUUCUUAGUGGAAAAAAAUUUUCUCAUGUCGAUGGUAUUGAAUUUCAUAAAGAAACUGGUCGUGUGAAAUUUCAUUUUCAACCUGCUGAUGAAUCUACAGAGAAAAAAAGCAUUGCACUAUUUAAUACAAAUGAUGUUAUUGAAGUUUUCAAAAAUAAUUUAGAAUAUGGCAUAUUCACACUUGAUCAACCAGAUAAUGAAUUCCAUUCACAUCCGUUUCAACAAAUGAGAUAUCACCCGUCCUCUCUAGUCUAUACGCAAUAUUUAGCAACUUUAUUUCAUACGGAUUAUUUAUUAAAAAUGUUUACAACAGGAGCAGAAAUAUGUGCUAAACCUCCAUUCGAUAUACAACCGAUUAAUAAAGGUUUUUUUCAACGACUUCCAAAAUAUUUACAAGAGAAAUUAAAGCCAAUAAAUGAAUAUGAACGAAACAUUGCAUUUGGUCAAGCACAUCGUUUUUGGAUUGAACCAGAUAAACUUAACUAUGAAAUAGUACAACGAGAAACAAGUACCUUAUUUCUAGUUGGAGAUGUACGAUUACGAGUACGUAAACAUUUACUGAGACGAAAUCAUGAAGGACAAUUAGUUGAUGAUGAAAAUGAAGAUGAAUAUGAAAAAAGUUCACCUGAAAGUAUGUUUGCAAAAGCAUUUACCGAUCAUUAUGAUGAAAUUGGUAAUUAUUUUCCUGAGCUUCUUCGUUUGAAAGAAUUACUCAAAUUAAGUGCACUUUGUAAAUUUGCUCGGGCUCAUUAUCAAAAGCUCUCCGAAGCUCCUCAUGAGUCUAUAAGAGAUUUCAUUCGCUUUACAAGAAGUCAAUUACAUGAAUAUCCACAUGCAAACGAUUUUUCUGUGGAGAUGUACUAUAAAAAAUUAUUGUUAGAAAAUCAUAUUUCGUCAUUCAAUGUUCCAUAUGCAGAAGCUAAUGCACUUCGGAUGGAAAUUCGUAGACAACUGCAAGCAGUUGAUCAGAAAAUUAUAGAACAAUUAACAGACGUUUUUUGUCAACAAGCUCAUACAAGUGCUAAAAUUAACAUGAAAGAACUUGUCAACAAUUGGCUAGAUGGCUCAAUUUUUGAUGAAAUGGCACUGGUCAAUUUUAUUGCAAAAGAAAUUGAACAUUUUCAUUGUGAAAUUAGAAAGCCCUUAGAAAAACUAGGAAUUCGAUUAAGAAAUAACAAUGAUGAACAGCAAACAUUAGUCGAGGAAAUGCCGAGCUUGAUUAUAAAUUAA